Rotaria sordida is the source of this 1518-nucleotide messenger RNA. The record is from the annotation of a GenBank genome assembly. NCBI's taxonomy places the organism in Eukaryota, Metazoa, Rotifera, Eurotatoria, Philodinida, Philodinidae.
AUGGAUGACGAGUUUCCUUCUCAAACAAGACCAUCUAUUUCUCUAAUAAAUCCUGAAUCUUCUUCAUUUGAACCAUCAUCUUAUUCUCAACAUAUUCAACCUACUACAAAUGAUCAAUAUGAUAAUUCGAAUUAUUAUUCAACAACUAUUCAUUCAAUAGAACCGUCAGAACAAAUUUCAUCACAACCACAUUAUAUUCAAGAAACAACAUCAGAUAAUCAACAUCCAACAAGUUCAUACCAUAUUGAACCAGUGAAUACUUCUCAUCAUGAUGAUGAUAAGAAUGAACAAAAUACAAAUCAAAUUCCUUUUCGACAAUCAACUAAUAUUAAUAAUGAAUCUAAUUUUGAUAUACAAACAAAUCUUAAUGAUCAAUCAAAUGAAUUCAAAACACAACAUGAACUUGAUGACGAUGAAAUUCCAUCAGUAGAAAUUCCUAUUGAUCAAUCUUCAACAGUCAUCGAGAACAAUAAUAUUUCAAAUGAAUUAAAAUCCAACAUAAUUGAUACUCGUCCAUUAACAAAACUUGAAACACCCUAUGAACAAAAUCCAACGAAAGAAUCAUUAAAUUCAUUACCCGAUGUUGUUCCGGAAAAAAAACAUGAUGAUUCAGUUUCUCAAACUGAACCUGAUGAUAUUCUUGGCAAUAAAUCUUUACUAAAAGAAAUAAUUACUCCAGGUACACCCAAUACACGUCCAAUUCGUAAUACAGUAGCAACAGUUUCUUACAAAUUAUUUUUAAUUGAUGAUAGAACAUCAAAUUCUCGUCUUAUUGAAACAAUAACAAAUGAAAGUUUUUUUGUAAAUGAUAGUGAUAUUUUACCAGCAAUUGAUAUUUCAAUUCAAUUAAUGGAUCGUGGUGAACAUGCUUUUAUUUAUUCGGAUAUUCGACAUUGUUACGGAGAAAUGGGUUGUGAAGAAAAACAAAUUCCAUCAGUAUCAUCAAAUAAUUCAUAUCGAAUGAAAAUUGAUUUAGAACUUCAUGAUUGGAAACAUGUACCUGAUAUUCAAACAUUAUCAAUUGAUGAAAGACUUUUUUGGAGUGAUAAAAAACGACAACGAGGAAAUUUUUUAUAUCGUCGAAAAGAUUCUUCAACAGCUCUUCAAUGUUAUCGUAGUUCUUUAAAAUUCGUAGAUACAGAUGAAUAUCCAUUAUUAGAAGAAGAUGAACGAUUAUCAUUAUUCAUUGAUCGAUAUAUUCAAGUGCAAAAUAAUCUUGCACAAGUUCAUUUAUUAAAUAAUCAAUAUGAACAAUGUUUAGAUGCUGUUAAUCAAGUUUUAAAAUAUGAUUCAAAAAAUAUCAAAGCUUUAUUUCGACAAGCAAAAGCUUUAUUUGAAUUAGGAAAUUAUGAUCAAACAAUUCCAUCAUUAAAAUUAUUAUUACAAAGUCAAAAUAAAGAUGUUGAAAAAGAUAAAGUUAAUGAAAUGUUAAAUAUUUGUGAAAUAAAAGUAGCAAAAUAUAAAAAAAAUGAAAAAGAAAUUUAUAAACGAAUGUUUUCACCUUCUACAUCAACAAAA